GCGGCUCGAACCCAGGACGUCUCCCGUGCCAAAAUCCAAGCCAGCAUCGCGGCGGGCCUGGUGCUGGUCAACGGCCAGCCUGCGGCCAAGGCCUCUCAACAACUUAAAGCCGGAGAUUGUGUUGUGUGCCGCCUGCAGCCCCCACCACCCAUGCAGGCCCUGCCAGAGGCUAUUCCGCUGGAUAUCAAGUACGAAGAUGACCACGUCAUUGUCGUAAAUAAGCCUUCAGGUAUGGUCGUACACGUGGCCCCCGGACACCACCACGGCACAUUGGUCAACGCACUGCUGCAUCACUGCGCAUUGCCAGCUUUGGACCUGGAUUCAAGUUUAGAUCUGGAUCCAGAUUUGGGUACGGGCAUUGGUACUAGCAGUAGCAGUAGCUGCAGCACAAGUAGUCUUAGCAGCAGUAGCUGUUUGCGACCGGGAAUCGUACACCGCUUGGACAAGGGGACGAGCGGGUUGUUGGUGGUGGCAAAGACGGAGGUGGCACUAACCCGGCUGCAGGCGCAGUUCAAGGCGCGGACGGUCGACCGUCUGUACGACUCCAUCACGGUCGGUUGUCCGGUACAACCCAACGGCCGCGUGGAAACUAACAUAUGUCGGGAUCCCAGAGAUCGAAAGCGCAUGGCGGCCGCACCGUACGGCAGUGGACGUGGGCGUACGGCAGGUAGCAACUACACCGUCAUGGCGCCGCUGGCUGGCGGCGGUGCGGCAUUGGUCCGUUGGAAGUUAGAUACGGGUCGUACACAUCAAAUCAGGGUCCAUGCAAAAUACAUUGGCCACCCGCUCUUAGGCGACGACACGUACGGCGGUACGGCACCUGCGGCGCUUGCUGCCGUGUCGCGCGGCAGCAGCUUAGACUCGUUGUCAUCGUUAGAAGUCGUGGAGCAGCUGGGCCGCCCCGCCCUGCACGCCCGUACAUUGGGUUUUACGCAUCCCGUGACCGGAGCGCGCUUGAGCUUCGAGCAGCCGGUCCCGGAGGAUUUCCUGCGCGCAUUGCGGGGGCUGGGGAUGGAGGCGGCGUAUGGUUGA
Molecule: messenger RNA, 1032 nt
Organism: Volvox carteri f. nagariensis
Lineage: Eukaryota; Viridiplantae; Chlorophyta; Chlorophyceae; Chlamydomonadales; Volvocaceae
Gene: pus3
Product: RNA pseudouridine synthase mitochondrial precursor
Exons: 9
Biological process (GO): pseudouridine synthesis
Molecular function (GO): pseudouridine synthase activity; RNA binding
Source: RefSeq, a predicted model, not a curated record